AUGGGAGCGUUUAAUUUUUAUAUAAGCAAGGAUUUUAAUCCUAUAGCUCCACUCUCUACUUCGGUAACUCAAACUCCGGUCCAAACUCUGACUCCAAUUCCGGUUGAUCUAACUGAAGAAAAACUUGAACGAGCUAUUUUGGCUUUCAAUAAUGAAAUAAAUAAAUUCGUACCAAGAAGAGGAGAGUUCGUGAGUUUGGUAACUAUUAAUUCACGAGAUAUAUCAGUGUAA
Messenger RNA from Diversispora eburnea, 231 nucleotides. The record is from the annotation of a GenBank genome assembly. NCBI's taxonomy places the organism in Eukaryota, Fungi, Glomeromycota, Glomeromycetes, Diversisporales, Diversisporaceae.